This is a messenger RNA of Lasiosphaeria miniovina, 1692 nucleotides long. RefSeq names its product serine carboxypeptidase S28-domain-containing protein. The transcript has 3 exons. The record is from RefSeq and is a predicted model, not a curated record. Gene Ontology annotation, molecular function: serine-type exopeptidase activity; dipeptidyl-peptidase activity. Lineage: Eukaryota; Fungi; Ascomycota; Sordariomycetes; Sordariales; Lasiosphaeriaceae. Bases 1 to 1692 code for a protein of 563 amino acids. Gene Ontology annotation, biological process: proteolysis.
AUGGUCGUGAUUCGGGGUGCCCUUGUUGGCGCCGUGCUCUGGUCCCUUUCGGCCGUCAGCCAUGGCCUUACCACAUCGUCGCCUUGGAUAAUCAAGGACUUCCGAGAAAAGGCAGCAGCUGCCGAGCGGGGCGGCAUUGAAGCCCGGGACGUCGACCCGGGGCUUCUAUACCCGGUCCGCACGCUGCAGGUGCCCGUCGACCACUUCCACAAUGACUCGCGCUACAAGCCGCAUUCGGACGCCACCUUCGCCUUGCGCUACUGGUUCGACGCCAGCCACUAUAAGAAGGGCGGCCCCGUCAUCGUGCUGCAGGGUGGAGAGACCGACGGCGCCGGCCGCCUCCCGUUUCUACAGAAGGGCAUCGUCGCCCAGCUGGCCCAGGCCACGGGUGGAUUGGGCGUGAUCCUCGAGCACCGCUACUACGGCGAGAGCUUCCCCGUGCCCGACCUCAGCACCGCGAACCUGCGCUUCCUGACCACGGACCAGGCCCUCGCCGACAUGGCCUACUUUGCCCGCCACGUCGUCUUCCCCGGGCUCGAGCACCUCAACCUGACGGCCCCCAAGACGCCCUACAUCGCCUACGGGGGCUCGUACGCCGGCGCCUUCGUGGCGUUUCUGCGCAAGCUCUACCCCGACGUGUACUGGGGCGCCGUCUCGUCGUCGGGCGUCACUGAGGCCGUCUACGACUACUGGGAGUACUACGAGGCGGCGCGGCUGUUCGGGCCGCCGGCCUGCGUCGCGGCCACGCAGAAGCUGACGGAUGUCAUCGACAAGCUCGCGCUCGGCAAGCCGCGCGACACGGACGACGGAGUCGUGCAGCGGCUCAAGGAGGCGUUUGGGCUCGGCAACGUCACGCGCACCGACGACUUUGCCAACGCCCUCAGCUUCGGCAUUGCCGGCCUGCAGAGCACGAACUGGGAUCCCACGCAGAGCGACCCGAGCUUCGGCCUGUACUGCGCCAACGUGAGCUCCACCGCCGAGCUCUAUCCGGACGCGCCGGCGGGGCUCGAGGCCGAGGUCAGGGACCUCAUCUCAACCGCGGGCGGCUACGGCGGCGAGCUGGACACGCUCACGGCCCAGAUGCUGAACUACAUUGGCUACGUCAACGCGACCAUGGUGGGCGGGUGCCGUUCGGCAGACCAGGACAUCUGCUUUACAAACUUCAACGCCACAUUUUACCGCCAGGACGACAUCAAGCAGACGUGGCGGGCCUGGCCGUAUCAGUUCUGCACAGAAUGGGGAUACCUACAGACGGGCUCAGGCGUACCAGCGACCCAGCUGCCUCUGAUCUCGCGACUGAUCGACCUGAACUACACAUCGGCCAUCUGCCGGCUGGCAUUCGACAUCUCGACGCCGUCGGACGUGGCGAGCAUUAACAAGCACGGCGGGUUCGGCAUCAGCUACCCGCGGCUGGCUAUCAUCGACGGCGAGAAGGACCCGUGGCGGGCGGCGACGCCGCACGCGCUGGGGCUGCCGCCGCGGCCCAGCACCGCGUCGCAGCCGUUUCUGCUCAUCGCCGACGGCGUCCACCACUGGGACGAGAACGGCCUGUUCCCCAACCAGACCGUGCCGGGCGUGCUGCCGCCCGAGCCCGUCGCCCAGGCCCAGGCCACCGAGGCCGUCUUCGUCAAGCAGUGGAUGCGCGAGUGGACCAAGACGCGAUGUAAUGACAAGCGGACAUGUCGCGGGUGA